Molecule: messenger RNA, 420 nt
Organism: Salvelinus sp. IW2-2015
Lineage: Eukaryota; Metazoa; Chordata; Actinopteri; Salmoniformes; Salmonidae
Product: integrin alpha-V-like
Exons: 5
Biological process (GO): cell-matrix adhesion; integrin-mediated signaling pathway; cell-cell adhesion
Cellular component (GO): integrin complex; external side of plasma membrane
Molecular function (GO): integrin binding
Source: RefSeq, a predicted model, not a curated record
UUCUGUGACUGUCGUGACUUCAAUGCUGACGGAGAAGAUGAUUACAUUACCGGAGUACCCAGGGGAGACAAAGCUCUGGGCUAUGUGAACAUCUUCAAUGGGAGGAAUAUGCAGUCUGUCCUGAACUUCACAGGAACACAGAUGGCUGCCUACUUUGGCCAUUCUGUGGCAGCGACCGACAUCAAUAACGAUGGGCUGGUGGAUCUGUUUGUUGGGGCCCCUCUGUUCAUGGACCGUGGUAGUGAUGGGAAGCUGAGGGAGGUGGGCCAGGUGUCUGUGUUCCUGGGGAAGGGAGGCUUCUCCUUCCACACACCCAUCACACUGAGUGGGACAGAGAUCUACUCACGCUUCGGCAGUUCUAUCGCCACACUGGGGGACCUGGAUAUGGAUGGCUUCAACGGUAUGUACGAGGCCUUAACG